AACAUCUGAUAUACUCGAAAAAUGGUAUUUAGAAUUUAACAAUAAUAUAGAAGAAUUUCAAAAUUAUUUACUUAAUCAAACAUUCGAUAAUCCAUUAUUUGCUUGUUGGUCUCUUCGUGUUAAAUAUCGACAAACAUUUAUUAAGACAAUUAUUGAAUGGCUUGAGAAACAUAAUAAUACUGAAGUAAAUAGUCGAUGGUAUGAAUUAAUAGUUGACUUGGCAAGUCGAGACUCAUCUGAACAAGAUUGGUGUCAUACAAUAUACAUUCUUAGUAAUAAUCAAUGUGUUAUUCAUCGACAAAGUACAGCAUUACUUAGUCAUGGACUUACUGGUCUUUCAAAUUGGCCUGCAUCAAUAUAUCUUGGUGAUUAUCUAAUGAAAAGAAUACAUAUUCUAGAAAAUAAACGUAUAAUCGAAUUAGGUGCUGGUUCUGGUUUAC
This is a messenger RNA of Rotaria sp. Silwood1, 440 nucleotides long. The record is from the annotation of a GenBank genome assembly. Lineage: Eukaryota; Metazoa; Rotifera; Eurotatoria; Philodinida; Philodinidae.